GGAGAUUAAUGAAGAUAAAAUGAACUUAGAGUCUGUGGUAUGCGAAGCAAUAUACUGAUCUACUUUUACGUGUGCUUCACUUUAGAUCAAAAUGAAUUUCGAAGUGCCCAAGGAUCUGCAAGAGUACAUUGCGCGUAUUGACGAAUUCAUCGAACGCGAGAUCAAGCCUCUGCAGGCCGAGAACGACAACGAACGCUUCUUCGAUCAUCGUAGAGAACACUCCAGAACAGACUGGGACAAAGGUGGCCUGCCUCGCAAAGACUGGGAAGCAUUACUUGUCGAGGCAAGGAGAAGAGCAGACAAGGCUGGUUUCUACAGAUUCAGUUUGCCAAAAGAGUAUGGAGGACAGAACACGGCAUCAGGACGAGGAUCAAACCUCUGGAUGGCUGUCAUAAGGGAACAUCUUGCCAGCAAAGGCCUCGGUCUAUUCAAUGACCUGCAGAAUGAACACUCCGUCGUUGGAAAUUUCCCGGACGUGAUCAUGGUCCAACACUUUGGCAAUGAACAGCAAAAGAAGGAGCUCAUCGGUGGCAGACUUGCUGGUAAAGUUCGGAUCACUUUUGGCUUGACAGAACCACAUCACGGCAGCGAUGCCACUUUUAUGGCGACUAAAGCGGAGAAGCAAGCCGAUGGCAGCUACAUAAUCAAUGGAGGUAAGAUGUGGCAGACUGGUAUGCACGUGGCUACCAAUUGCUUCAUCUUCGCUCGCACGAGUGGCAAAGACGGCGACGCCAAGGGUAUCACCUGCUUCAAUGUACCGAGGAACACGCCUGGUUUGAAGGUAGAAUCGUACGAAUGGACGCUGAACAUGCCCACUGAUCACGCGACGAUCUCUUUGACGAAUGUUCGUGUCCCGGCUGAAGCAAUCAUUGGACCUCCAGAGGGUGGUCUGGCCAUCGCUCAGGCAUUUGUGCACGAGAAUAGGAUCAGGCAAGCUGCCUCUUCGCUAGGCGCUGCAGUAUAUUGCGUCAAUCAAUGUGUGGAAUAUGCCCGCAAGCGUCGACCAUUUGGUAAACCUCUGGCUUCGAAUCAGGCUAUUCAAUUUCCGCUUGUAGAGCUGGCAACACAGUGUGAAAUGCUGCGGCUACUCAUUCGAAAGACUGCUGUCGACAUGGACACGAUGCCACAUAGAGAAGUAGAGCAGAAGGUCAGCGACAAGGUCAGCAUGUGCAACUAUUGGGCGAAUAGAUUGUGUACGCAAGCAGCAGACCGGGCGAUCCAAGUCUUUGGUGGAUGGGGCUACAGUCGGCACUACCCAUUCGAGCACAUUUGGAGACAUCAUCGUCGAUACAGGAUCACUGAAGGCAGUGAGGAGAUUCAGAUGCGAAAAGUAGCUGGAUAUCUCUUUGGCUUCACUGGUCCCAAAAAAGCUGAGAUGGAAUUGGCCGCAGCGAAGUUAUAGUGGAAUUUGACGUCAAAAAUUGAUCUGAACUCACGACU
Messenger RNA from Pseudocercospora fijiensis CIRAD86, 1440 nucleotides. RefSeq lists its product as uncharacterized. The transcript has 2 exons. Gene Ontology annotation, molecular function: oxidoreductase activity, acting on the CH-CH group of donors; flavin adenine dinucleotide binding. The coding region runs from base 92 to 1402 and encodes 436 amino acids. NCBI's taxonomy places the organism in Eukaryota, Fungi, Ascomycota, Dothideomycetes, Mycosphaerellales, Mycosphaerellaceae. The record is from RefSeq and is a predicted model, not a curated record.